CCGCUGCUGGACGCGCGCGGGCGCCGGGUGCAGUUCGGGGCGCUGUUCCGGGAGCGUCGCGCCGUGGUGGUGCUCGUGCGGCAUUUCCUCUGCUACAUCUGCAAGGAGUAUGUAGAAGACCUGGCCAAGAUCCCCAAGAGCUUCUUAGAGGAAGCAGAUGUCACCCUUAUAGUGAUUGGACAAUCAUCCUACCAUCAUAUUGAGCCAUUCUGCAAACUGACUGGAUAUUCCCAUGAAAUCUAUGUUGAUCCUGAGAGAGAAAUUUAUAAAAGAUUGGGAAUGAAAAGAGGUGAAGAAAUCGCCUCUUCGGGACAGAGUCCCCAUGUCAAAUCGAACCUCCUCUCGGGAAGUCUGCGGAGCCUGUGGCGGGCAGUGACUGGCCCUCUCUUUGAUUUCCAAGGAGACCCAGCUCAGCAAGGCGGAACCCUCAUUUUGGGCCCAGGUAACAACAUCCAUUUUAUACACCGCGACAGGAAUAGGUUGGAUCACAAACCCAUAAACUCUGUUCUACAGCUUGUAGGAGCUCCCCACGUGAACUUCACAAGUGGACCUUCGAUUAUCCACGUGUAAUUGAAUACAGACUCUGUCCCUUGCAGAUGGGCCCCUGAGAACAUAAUCAAAAUGAGUUAUCAAUGGGCCAGGGAUUUAGCUCAGUGGUUCUGCUGCCUGCCUCGCAAGCGCAAGGACCCGAGUUC
Fukomys damarensis (Damara mole-rat) is the source of this 695-nucleotide messenger RNA. RefSeq names its product peroxiredoxin like 2C (gene Prxl2c). NCBI's taxonomy places the organism in Eukaryota, Metazoa, Chordata, Mammalia, Rodentia, Bathyergidae. The record is from RefSeq and is a predicted model, not a curated record. The transcript is spliced from 5 exons. The annotation marks the transcript as partial.